GGUAUGGCCACAUUACCAGCGUGUUGUAUACCAAAUAAAUUCAAACCUGUAACUCAUUGUAUAUUUGACUUGGACGGAACAAUUUUAGAAACGGAAACUAUAUAUUCUAAAGCAAUCAAUUCUAUACUGCAAGAAUAUGACCAAGAACUAACUAAAGAGUAUCAUACCACUAUUACCGGAUUAGUUGAAAAAGAUUUAAGUAUCAAGAUGGUGAAAGAUUUCGACCUCCCAAUAACUCCAGAUGAAUUUGUGACAGUAUUUAGAGAAAGAUCCGAUUCAUUUCUUCAAGAAGCAGAAUUUAUGCCAGGAGCCGUGGAUCUUCUACAACAUUUACAUGCACAUAGAAUACCCUUAGCUAUAGGAACAUCUUCGGGGCAAUAUGCAGUUGAUUUGAAAUUUAGUAAUAAAAAGGAAAUAUUCGAUUUAUUCAGCCAUGUGGUUUGUGGUGGUAGCGACCCAGAAGUUUUAGAAGGCAAACCAGCACCAGAUAUCUUCAUAGUAGCAGCUAGAAGAUUUCCUGACCGACCUAGUCCUUCAAAGUGUCUCGUUUUCGAAGAUGCAGUGAAUGGCGUGAAAGCAGCACUGGCAGCAAAAAUGCAAGUUGUCAUGAUACCUGCCCCUGAAGUUCCUUACGAUUGUUGGAAACUAGCUACUUUGAGACUUGAUAGUUUGAAAUGUAUGGUUCCAGAAUUAUUUGGUUUGCCAGCUUUUAAUGCACCUUUGCCGGAAGAAAAUGCUGUAAAUGAAAAUGAUGGUAUGGAUGCAAGUGAAGAAGCUGUGACAAACGAAACUUGAUCUAUCAACGAGAAAUGUGAAAAUAAAAUGCCUGUGAGAUUCUAUUUAUUCCUUUAAUGAAUAUAUUAAUAUUAUGUAUGUAUUGAAAUGUCAAAAACCAUUAAAAAAAAUUUGCUGAAG
This is a messenger RNA of Diorhabda sublineata, 915 nucleotides long. RefSeq names its product probable pseudouridine-5'-phosphatase. The transcript is spliced from 4 exons. The coding region runs from base 4 to 795 and encodes 263 amino acids. The record is from RefSeq and is a predicted model, not a curated record. Lineage: Eukaryota; Metazoa; Arthropoda; Insecta; Coleoptera; Chrysomelidae. Gene Ontology annotation, molecular function: phosphatase activity.